Molecule: messenger RNA, 973 nt
Organism: Paramecium primaurelia
Lineage: Eukaryota; Ciliophora; Oligohymenophorea; Peniculida; Parameciidae
Source: the annotation of a GenBank genome assembly
AAUGGGAAAUUAAUGUAACCAUGCUGAAAUCAAUGAUAAUGAGUUCAAAUCUGUAGAAAUUGAAGAUGAAUCUGAUUCAUUUUAAGUCUACAAAUUUGAUCCCAAAAUCCAUUUUCUUAAUACCUCUGAUUUAGGAAAGUUUUAAUCUCUUGAAUCACUAAACAGUACAAAAUCACAAUUUCAUGACAGAGUCAAAAAAGUCCCUUUCAAUCUUAAAUUACAUCGUAAAAGAACAUUGCAUUACGAAAGUAUUCAUGAUUCUUAAGUUUAAUCACCAACAACUUAAGUCUCUGACUAUUUUGAAUACCCAAACGGUGUUUAUCAAGGUUAAUUAAUUGAUGGAAAAAGAGAAGGAUAAGGUUAGUUUUUUUAUCAUGAUGGAUCAUAUUUCAAAGGGACUUGGAAAAACGAUAUGGCAAACGGUUUAGGAAAAAUUAAGUUUUAGGAAGGAGAAUAAUAUGAAGGAGAGUUCAAAAAUGAUUAACAACAUGGGUUUGGUAAAUACAUAUCAAAUUAAUUGAAAUAUGAAGGAUAAUGGAAGGAAAAUUUACCUUCUGGACAUGGAAUUGAGAUUUAUAACAAAUAUUAUAUAUAUGAAGGAGAAUUUUUGAAUGGAAUGAAGCAUGGAAAAGGGAAAAUUCAAUGGUAUAAAGAUGAUUCAUAGUAUGAGGGAGAGUUUUCUGACAAUCAAAUUAAUGGAUAAGGUACUUAUUAUUUUGGAGAUGGUGAGAUUUAUGAAGGUGAAUUUAAAGAUGGUAAUAUGCAUGGAUAUGGAAGAUUUCUAUGGCCAAAUGGGAAAAAAUAUGAAGGAAAUUAUCAUAUGGGAAGAAAGUAAGGAUUUGGAAAAUUCACUUCUAAAGAUAAAGUAUAUACAGGAGAAUGGUAUGAUGGAAUGUAUCAUGGGUAUGGAAAAUUAUAAAAUAAAGAUAAAGUGAUAGAGGGAUAUUGGGAAAAAGGUGUUUUUAUAAAAUGA